Messenger RNA from Nasonia vitripennis (jewel wasp), 1221 nucleotides. RefSeq names its product sodium channel protein Nach-like. Gene Ontology annotation, biological process: sodium ion transmembrane transport. Gene Ontology annotation, molecular function: ligand-gated sodium channel activity. Lineage: Eukaryota; Metazoa; Arthropoda; Insecta; Hymenoptera; Pteromalidae. Gene Ontology annotation, cellular component: membrane. The transcript has 3 exons. The record is from RefSeq and is a predicted model, not a curated record. Bases 169 to 1194 code for a protein of 341 amino acids.
AGUGUCGCCACAGUUCGUCCUGCGACUUUUAUCGACUCGGGCGUCGUUGUAGCGCUGCCGUGUUGAGUACUUAUCCACCUACAAGUGCAUCGCCGACGAUGCGUCAUGAGGCCGACAUAGUCGCGGGGAACCUGGACGAGAUUUUAACUGGUGCCCCGCGCGAGAACAAUGGCGGUGGAGCGACGCAAGAUCUGGUACAGUCUCAUCCAGGUCUAUCGGGAGUUCGCCAAGGAGUCUUCGGUUCACGGGAUCAAGUACACCAUACAGGCCAAGACGACGAUCGAGAGAUUGCUCUGGUUAAUCGUCGUCAUCAUCUCGCUGGUCUGCUCCGGCCAAUUGGCCAAUCAGUUUUACGAGAGGCACAAAUCGGCGAACAGGCGGACGACCGUCGUAACGAAUCAAUUCCCCUCGCUGAAACUCGCGAUACCCGCGGUGACGCUGUGCCAGGGGCACUUGGUCUCGGCCGAGCGGCUUCGACCUUUCUUGACCAUGCAAAAGCGGCUGUACCUGCCGAGGGGACUGACGAUCGACGACUUCGAGCAAGGGCUGCGCUACCUGCGCGAGAUCGUCUAUCCGUCGAACCAGUACUCGGACGAGCUGGAGAAGCUGCAGCGGAUACUCAACGCUAACCGCAUGAGUCUGCCUCAGCUGUUAGAGCAGAUCUCGCCGAACUGCACCGAUCUGCUAGUCACCUGCAUGUACGAAGGCCGCAACGAGUCGUGCGACGAGCUCUUCGUGCCGAUUCUCACGACUUACGGGAUUUGUUGCUCGUUUAACAAGGCCGUGCAGAGAAGGUGGCAGACCGCUUUUACCAGGUCAUUUUUCGAAUCUAAUACUUGGCAUGUAAAUUCUUCGAGUUUUUUUCAUUUUCACGUUUCCAGUGAAAUAAACGGCGGAAAAAAUUCCAGGUACACGCCCAAGGUCAACCGCGAUCUCUACAGCAUAAACUUUGGAUCCCGUUACAUUCUGUCGGUUUUAUUGAAGCCCUACAACACGAGCGAUCGAAUCGCUUCGAUUACUUACGGCGACGGCUACAAGUUCCUCAUACACGAGAGGUACACCCGCCCGGGCCCUAACGCCGUCGAGUUUAUGGCAGGCGAGGCUUACGAGACAGUCGUCGGCCUGUACGGCACUUGUCUCACCAGCAGCCCCGAGGUCUUAAGCCUCUCGUCUAGUCAAAGGGACUGCAGGUGAGCUAUUAUACGUUUUCAAUGGGGAAAU